AUGGCAACGGCUCGAUCACAGCCAAAGCCAAAACCAAUUGUAGCAAAUCCAUUUGGUAUAAUGAUGAAUGCACGACAACGUCCAACAUUAAUUCAAGCUACCCGUGCAGCUACUGCAUUUACAACUGGACUUACUUUACCCGGUGGAUAUACGAUUUAUCCUGAUCAAUUAGCUGCUUUAAGUGGUUUAGCAGCAUAUCCAAUUGCUGCUCAACCACAACCUAGUGUUCGAUAUAUAACAACAAGUGCACCACAUGGCCUUUCUACAACAGGGCAACCGACUGGAACUUAUACAAUUGGUGUAUUGCCAAUGGGUAAUGGUGUAGGUGCACCAACAGGAUAUAUAAUUAAUGGACCGCCGACAACAAAUAUGGCUUCAGCUGCUGCUCAAAUUGGGCAUGCUUAUCAAGAAACUGCAUAUAUCACGGCAGCGCCAACUGGAACCAUCGGUCCUAUCACCGGUAUGCGUAACAAUGUUCGCUAUGCACCUUAUUAA
Rotaria sp. Silwood2 is the source of this 495-nucleotide messenger RNA. NCBI's taxonomy places the organism in Eukaryota, Metazoa, Rotifera, Eurotatoria, Philodinida, Philodinidae. The record is from the annotation of a GenBank genome assembly.